AUGAAGCCCGUCGUGUCUGCGAUGAACGCAUGGUCAUGCGUUGUCAUCUCCCUCUUUGCCAUUGUCAUUCUCUCUGUCCUCGGAUCGCUAUUCCAGAGCAACCACCACGGAUUUACAGGCUCGGAAGGUGAGCCAGAAGAUGGCCCUGCAGUUGCUGCCUCAGUCUUCACAGCUGUGGUCGUAUACGCCGGUUUCUUCGUUUUCUGCGCCUUCCAGGCCUAUCUUCACAUGAGAAGCAACAGGGGAGGGGCCAUAUCACUCAACUAA
Molecule: messenger RNA, 267 nt
Organism: Aspergillus wentii DTO 134E9
Lineage: Eukaryota; Fungi; Ascomycota; Eurotiomycetes; Eurotiales; Aspergillaceae
Exons: 4
Coding region: 1-267 (88 amino acids)
Source: RefSeq, a predicted model, not a curated record